GAAUGGACUCUCAACCCAGACGAAUCAAAUAUCGUUUCUUGAAACUUUGCCAGAUGACACCCAAAUCUCCAGAGAAGAGAGAUCUUUUCGCUUUUGGAUAAAUAGUCAUGGAAACUCUACAUACAUCAACAAUAUUUUUGAAGAUGUCAGAAAUGGAUGGGUUCUCCUAGAGACUCUUGAUAAAGUGUCCCCAGGGAUUGUCAAUUGGAAAAUCACUACUAAACCACCAAUUAAAAUGCCAUUCAGAAAAGUAGAAAAUUGCAACCAAGUUGUCAAGAUUGGGAGACAGCUGAAGUUUUCCCUAGUCAAUAUUGCUGGAAAUGACAUCGUUCAAGGAAAUAAGAAACUAAUACUUGCAUAUCUGUGGCAGCUGAUGCGAUUCAACAUACUUCAGCUUUUGAAGAACUUAAGAUUUCAUUCCCAUGGGAAGGAAAUUUUUGAUGCUGACAUUUUAGAGUGGGCAAACUCCAAAGUAAGAAAUUCAGGGGGCCAGACCCGCAUGGCCAGUUUUAAGGAUAAGAGUUUGUCAGAUGGAAAAUAUUUCCUUGAGCUCCUCAGUGCCGUACUCCCUCGAUCUGUUGACUGGAGUCUUGUUACGAAAGGAGAGAGUGACGAGGAGAAAAAAAUGAAUGCAACCUACAUCAUCAGUAUAGCAAGGAAGCUUGGAUGUUCGAUAUUUUU
Olea europaea var. sylvestris is the source of this 681-nucleotide messenger RNA. Its product is annotated as fimbrin-2-like. Gene Ontology annotation, cellular component: actin filament; actin filament bundle; cytoplasm. Gene Ontology annotation, biological process: actin filament bundle assembly; actin filament network formation. The annotation marks the transcript as partial. The record is from RefSeq and is a predicted model, not a curated record. Lineage: Eukaryota; Viridiplantae; Streptophyta; Magnoliopsida; Lamiales; Oleaceae. The transcript is spliced from 5 exons. Gene Ontology annotation, molecular function: actin filament binding.